Messenger RNA from Schistocerca americana (American grasshopper), 1572 nucleotides. RefSeq names its product atherin-like. NCBI's taxonomy places the organism in Eukaryota, Metazoa, Arthropoda, Insecta, Orthoptera, Acrididae. The transcript has 8 exons. The record is from RefSeq and is a predicted model, not a curated record. The coding region runs from base 1 to 1572 and encodes 523 amino acids.
AUGCAGUACGUGCGCUCGCAGCAGCUGUGCCGGGACGGCGCGCCGCCGGAGCCGCCGCAGCACCAGCUGCAGACGCCGACGUCCCCCGAGAGCAACGAGACGCCCGAGCGGCGCAACCUCAAGAGCAUCCUCAAGAAGCUCUCGGCGGGCUCGCUAUUUUCGGCGGUGCCGCCGCCCGCAGCCGCCGCGGCAGCAGGCGACGACUCGGCAGCCGCCCGCACCUCCGCCCCCGCCGCCCCCGCAGCUGUUGGCGGUCCGGGCGACGAGGCUCCACCCGCAGGCGCCGCCCCCGGGGCGCAGACCGUCUGUUCCCCCACCGCUGCCGCCAAGCAACGUCAGGUGGACAUGCGCAAGCUGAUGCGUGCGCCCACGGUGGAAGGCUACGCUGCGAGGCACUCCAAGCUCACCAAGAGCGUCACCUUCAACCGCGACACACUCCAGUCGCCUCCAGCGUCUCCUCCAGCGUCGCCUGUCGCAUCUCAGCAGCCUCCAGCGCAGACAGGUCCCACUAGUCCGACAACAACAGCGGAAGACAAUCGAUUGAUAACUCCUCCGCCACCAGUUAUUGCCCAGAAGAAGCCACAACCGCCUGCUUCCGUCUUAGCAGCGAAUCAGAAAAACUUUCUGGGAACAUCGCUGCUCCUACCAUCACAAAAUGGAGAUGAAGAAUUUUUUGGUGACAUAAUCAGUGGCAUCAAGCAAGUCAUCCAGGGCCAUCUCGAGGACAUACAGAACAAAUUUCAAUCACGUUUUCAGUCCUUAGAAUUGGAGGUCAAGCGAAGAGAUGAAAUCAUUCAGCAACUGCAAAAGAGAAUUCACGAACUUGAGAACCCCCCGCAAGGAGAUGCAGAAAGUCACCCUUUAGUGCCUAACGGUGGAGAAGAGAGCAGCAGUGACCAAUCUGAUGCCGAUGACCAACCAUUUAUGAGGGGAGACUCCGUGGACACAGUGCUGGGGUCCCCUGAGACGGCUCGGCCUCGUGCCCGUCACGAUCAGGCGCCCCCAGCACCGGGCCGGUGUCGACCGCGGCCGCCAUCUUGGGACGAGGUGUCCCGUGAGGAGCGUGUCGAGCUGGGCGUGCUGCCGCCACCGGUCCCACUGCCGCUGCCUCUGCCGCCAGCGCCCAAAAAGCCUUCCUGGAGGCAGGAGUCCAUUUCUGUGGACCUCGGCAGUUCUUCCGAAGACUCUUCUGAGUCCUCUAGCAGUGGUGCCGAGGAAGAAGGGUUUGACCAACGAGCAGGUGUGUCGUGGGAAGUGCAAAUGUUGGCUCGUGAAAUGGAGAGGCAAGAGCAAGAACAGCAACGAAUUACAAAUUCUGAGUUGAAUAUGCUGCAAAGGCUUGUUGAUGAACAACAUCCAGAGGUGCCAGCAUCCAUGAGUGGAAUGAGAGCACAGAGCUUUGAAUACCCUCCACACCAGCAACGGAUGCCAUUGCGGGCACAAUUGUCUACCAAUGGUUGCCCUUAUGAUGGAUCAGCCCAACAGACACCACUCUGCAGUACAGAUACCACACUGAGUUCGUUGCCACCUGUACCACCACGAGGACAACCAUAUGUGCCAUCAGAUACCUGA